Messenger RNA from Melospiza melodia melodia, 1065 nucleotides. RefSeq names its product nudix hydrolase 3 (gene NUDT3). Gene Ontology annotation, biological process: diadenosine pentaphosphate catabolic process; diphosphoinositol polyphosphate metabolic process; adenosine 5'-(hexahydrogen pentaphosphate) catabolic process. Gene Ontology annotation, molecular function: endopolyphosphatase activity; bis(5'-adenosyl)-hexaphosphatase activity; diphosphoinositol-polyphosphate diphosphatase activity. Gene Ontology annotation, cellular component: nucleus; cytoplasm. The coding region runs from base 148 to 657 and encodes 169 amino acids. The record is from RefSeq and is a predicted model, not a curated record. Lineage: Eukaryota; Metazoa; Chordata; Aves; Passeriformes; Passerellidae. The transcript is spliced from 5 exons.
CGAGACCCACGAAGCGAGACGCAGAAAGAGACUGUCGCGCGCAGGAGGUCCCUCCGCGCCACCCCGUCCUUCGCCGCCCGGUGGGUCCCGCCCGCCCCCGCCCUCCGGGCCGCGCGUCCUCCGGCCCCGCCGCCCCCGGAGCGGAGGAUGAUGAAGCUCAAGUCCAACCAGACGCGCACCUACGACGGGGACGGCUACAAGAAGCGGGCGGCCUGCCUGUGCUUCCGCAGCGAGAGCGAGGAGGAGGUGCUGCUGGUGAGCAGUAGUCGCCAUCCAGACCGAUGGAUUGUCCCCGGGGGUGGCAUGGAGCCCGAGGAGGAGCCCGGCGUGGCCGCCGUGCGCGAGGUCUGUGAGGAGGCUGGAGUGAAAGGGACGUUAGGAAGAUUAGUGGGAAUUUUUGAGAACCGGGACAGGAAGCACAGGACUUAUGUUUACGUACUCAUCGUCACCGAAGUGUUGGAGGACUGGGAGGACUCUGUCAAUAUUGGAAGGAAAAGGGAAUGGUUUAAGAUAGAGGAUGCCAUAAAAGUUCUGCAGUAUCAUAAACCAGUGCAGGCCUCGUACUUUGAGACCUUGAGGCAAGGCUGUCUGGCCAACAACGGCACCCCGGUGAUGAGCACGCCGUACUCCGAGGGCUCCGUGUCCGACAUCAGAUGACUGACAAGAUCCCUGCCAGAGCAAUUCCCUAAAGCAGACUGAGACCUGGAUUUCCCUCCCCUCCCCGUUCCCAUGCCUCCUCCCUCACACCAGGCAUGGGGCAGAGCAAGUGUUCAGAGUGCUGCGAUUUAGUGCAAGGUGGGAUGAUUUUUUUUUUUUUGUUGUUGUUGUUGGCUUUUUUUGCUUUUUUUUUUUUUUUUUUUCUUUUUUUUGGAUCUGUAUUUUGUAAAAUACAUUUUGUGCAUGAAGUGCCCCUUUCCCGGUACUCCGCUCCACGGCCUGGAGGCUGCCAGCCCCGCAUCUGCCUUGUGCUCUGAAGUGUCCCAAGUGUCCCCUUCGUGUCACCCCAGCCAGAGCCACUUUUUUUUUUUUUUUUUUUUUUUUUUAAUUAAAAGACUUCCAAUGUGA